AUGUCGAACAAAAAAUUCAAUGGUAUCAGAGACAACUUCAACCUCCUUGGUCCGAAAAACAAGAUCCUUGUAGCAAAUAGAGGGGAAAUUCCAAUAAGAAUCUUCAGAACCUCCCAUGAAUUAUCGAUGAAAACAGUAGCCAUCUAUUCCCAUGAAGAUCGUCUUUCCACACAUAGAUUAAAGGCAGAUGAAUCAUACGUAAUUGGUGAACCAAAUCAAUUCACUCCUGUCGGUGCAUAUUUGGCCAUCGAUGAGAUUAUUAACAUUGCAAAGAAACAUAAUGUAGAUUUCAUUCAUCCUGGGUAUGGGUUCCUUUCUGAAAAUUCUGAAUUCGCUGAUAAAGUUGCAAAAAAUGGUAUCGCUUGGGUCGGUCCACCUGCUUCUGUCAUUGAUUCCGUAGGGGAUAAAGUCUCUGCAAGACAUUUGGCUGAAAGAGCCAAUGUUCCAACUGUUCCGGGGACACCUGGUCCAAUUAAGUCAGCUAAGGAAGCUGAAGAAUUUGUGGCUAAAUAUGGAUUCCCCGUAAUUAUUAAAGCUGCAUUUGGUGGUGGUGGUAGAGGUAUGAGAGUUGUUAGAGAAGGUGAUGAUAUCGCUGAUGCGUUCCAACGUGCCUCUUCCGAAGCUGUUACCGCGUUUGGUAAUGGGACUUGCUUCGUGGAAAGAUUCUUGAAUAAACCAAAACAUAUAGAGGUUCAACUAUUGGCCGAUAAUUAUGGGAAUGUCAUUCAUUUGUUUGAAAGAGAUUGUUCUGUUCAAAGAAGACACCAAAAAGUGGUCGAGGUAGCCCCAGCAAAGACUUUACCAAGAGAUAUACGUAACGCUAUCUUGACAGAUGCUGUGAAAUUAGCUAAAGAAUGUGGAUAUAAAAACGCCGGUACUGCAGAAUUCUUAGUUGAUGAUCAAAAUAGACAUUAUUUCAUUGAAAUCAAUCCAAGAAUUCAAGUGGAACAUACUAUUACAGAAGAAAUUACAGGAAUUGACAUCGUUGCAGCUCAAAUUCAAAUCGCUGCUGGUGCAUCUUUGGAACAGUUAGGUCUUCUACAAGAUAAGAUUACAACAAGAGGGUUCGCUAUUCAAUGCCGUAUCACUACUGAAGAUCCAGCUAAAAAUUUCCAACCUGAUACUGGUAGAAUAGAAGUCUAUGGUUCAGCUGGCGGUAAUGGUGUCAGAUUAGAUGGAGGAAACGCAUACGCUGGUGCAAUUAUUUCUCCUCAUUACGAUUCCAUGUUGGUGAAAUGUUCUUGUUCCGGUUCCACUUAUGAAGUAGUACGUCGUAAAAUGAUUCGUGCGCUAAUUGAAUUCAGAAUUAGAGGUGUCAAGACAAAUAUCCCAUUUCUCUUGACAUUAUUGACUCAUCCAGUCUUCAUAAGUGGCCAAUAUUGGACCACUUUCAUUGAUGAUACCCCACAACUAUUCCAAAUGGUGUCUUCUCAAAAUAGAGCUCAAAAAUUAUUGCAUUAUUUGGCCGAUAUUGCUGUUAAUGGAUCGUCCAUUAAGGGCCAAGUCGGCAUUCCAAGAUUAACUAAAAUUCCAGAUAUCCCACCUUUAUAUGAUACAAAUAAUAAUAAAAUUGACGUAUUAAAGACGCCACCACCAGCUGGUUGGAGACAAGUCCUAUUAGAAAAGGGUCCAGUCGAAUUUGCUAAACAAGUAAGACAAUUCCAAGGUACAUUAUUAAUGGAUACCACAUGGAGAGAUGCCCAUCAAUCUUUAUUAGCAACAAGAGUUAGAACUUAUGAUUUAGCAACAAUUGCUCCAACAACUGCUCAUGCCCUAUCUGGUGCAUUUGCUCUUGAAUGCUGGGGUGGCGCUACCUUUGAUGUCGCAAUGAGAUUCUUACAUGAAGAUCCAUGGGCACGUCUAAGAACUUUAAGAAAAUUAGUUCCAAAUAUUCCAUUCCAAAUGUUAUUACGUGGUGCCAAUGGUGUAGCUUACUCUUCAUUGCCAGAUAAUGCUAUUGAUCAUUUUGUGAAACAAGCAAAGGAUAAUGGUGUGGAUAUAUUUAGAGUUUUUGAUGCCUUGAACGAUCUAGACCAAUUGAAAGUAGGUGUUGAUGCGGUUAAGAAAGCUGGUGGUGUCGUGGAAGCUACCCUAUGUUACUCCGGUGAUAUGCUAGCAAAAGGCAAGAAAUAUAACUUGGAUUACUAUUUAGAAGUUACUGAUAAGAUUGUCCAAAUGGGUACGCAUUUUUUAGGUAUUAAAGAUAUGGCAGGUACUAUGAAACCAGCUGCUGCUAAAUUAUUAAUUGGGUCAAUUAGAGCUAAAUAUCCAGAUCUACCAAUUCAUGUUCAUACUCACGAUUCUGCUGGUACAGCCGUAUCUUCAAUGGCUGCUGCUGCAGUAUCUGGGGCUGACGUUGUUGAUGUUGCUAUCAAUUCUAUGUCUGGUUUGACUUCCCAACCUUCUAUUAAUGCAUUAUUAGCUUCUCUUGAUGGCGAAAUUGAUACUGGUAUUAAUGUUCAACAUGUUCGUGACUUGGAUGCUUACUGGGCUGAAAUGAGAUUACUGUACUCUUGUUUUGGUGCCGACUUGAAAGGUCCUGAUCCGGAAGUCUAUCAACAUGAAAUUCCAGGUGGCCAGUUAACCAAUUUAUUAUUCCAAGCCCAACAACUGGGUCUAGGAGAACAAUGGGCUGAAACAAAAAGAGCAUAUAGAGAAGCCAACCAUUUAUUAGGUGAUAUUGUUAAGGUUACUCCUACUUCCAAGGUUGUUGGUGAUUUAGCGCAAUUUAUGGUCAGCAACAAAUUGACUUCAGAUGAUGUUAAACGCUUGGCCAAUUCCUUAGAUUUCCCAGAUUCCGUUAUGGAUUUUUUCGAGGGUUUAAUGGGCCAACCAUAUGGUGGAUUCCCUGAACCACUAAGAUCAGAUAUUUUGAGAAAUAAAAGAAGAAAAUUGACAAGCCGUCCGGGUUUAGAAUUAGCUCCCUUCGAUUUGAAUACUAUUAGGGAAGAUCUACAAACAAGAUUUGGUGAUGAUAUCGAUGAGUGUGAUGUUGCUUCAUACAACAUGUAUCCAAAGGUAUAUGAAGAUUUCCAAAAAAUCAGAGAAACGUACGGGGACUUAUCUGUUUUACCAACGAAAAACUUCUUGGCUCCAGCUGAAAUCGGUGAAGAAAUAGAAAUAGUUAUUGAGCAAGGUAAAACUUUGAUUGUUAAACUUCAGGCUAUUGGUGACUUGAACAAGAAAACUGGUAUCAGAGAAGUUUACUUUGAAUUGAAUGGUGAAAUGAGAAAAAUCGGGACCCUAGAUAGAUCCCAAAAGGUGGAAACUGUUGCGAAACCAAAGGCUGACGGUCAUAACCCAUUCCAAAUUGGUGCCCCAAUGGCUGGUGUAAUCGUCGAAGUCAGAGUUCAUAAGGGUUCAUUAGUCAAGAAAGGUGAAGCUGUCGCUGUCUUAAGUGCUAUGAAGAUGGAAAUGAUUAUUUCAUCUCCAACUGAUGGUCAGGUAAAAGAUGUGUUAGUGAACGAUGGUGAAAACGUUGAGGCCUCCGAUCUUUUAGUAUUACUAGAAGAAACUGAAAUUCCGGAAGAAGCAUGA
Molecule: messenger RNA, 3537 nt
Organism: Naumovozyma dairenensis CBS 421
Lineage: Eukaryota; Fungi; Ascomycota; Saccharomycetes; Saccharomycetales; Saccharomycetaceae
Gene: PYC1
Product: pyruvate carboxylase 1
Exons: 1
Coding region: 1-3537 (1178 amino acids)
Biological process (GO): gluconeogenesis; pyruvate metabolic process
Cellular component (GO): cytoplasm
Molecular function (GO): metal ion binding; pyruvate carboxylase activity; ATP binding
Source: RefSeq, a predicted model, not a curated record